Molecule: messenger RNA, 1080 nt
Organism: Thermothelomyces thermophilus ATCC 42464
Lineage: Eukaryota; Fungi; Ascomycota; Sordariomycetes; Sordariales; Chaetomiaceae
Exons: 2
Coding region: 124-864 (246 amino acids)
Source: RefSeq, a predicted model, not a curated record
UUUUUUUUUUUUUCGGUCCCCUUCUACUUUCCCCCCCUUCAGCAGUGUGUGCUACCCCUCUCUCUCUCUCUGCAUUCAAGGCAUGCGGCCACUGUUCCACUCCUCCGUCGCUUGCUAACUAACAUGUGGCAUCCGCUUUCCUCCAGACCAUGGGCCCUGGCCCUCGGCACGCCCGUUCUCGUAGUAGCAGGCAUCGGCCACGCCGUCCAUGGCGCCGUGCACAAGCGCGUCAAGCGCGUUCGGUCGAUGAGCCGAGGCAGGAGGCGGGCCAUGUCUGCGUCGGCCAGCAGCUCCGUCGCCCGGCUGGAGUUGGCUGGUGUGUGUGGUGAUAAUAGUGGCAGCGGGGGUCUACCCAUGAGCAGAGAGCUGACCCUCCGUGCCGACGAUAACGAUGAGAGGAAAGAGGUCGCCACCCCCGCUACCACGGGGAUCCCGGCCCAUUUUGUCGGCUUCACCGCGAGCGGCGCGCCCAUCUUGAGGUUCGCCGAAGACCCGGGCCGGCUGGAGCCCGAGCGCGCGGUCGUCGUCGGCCAGGGCGACGACGGCCACGUCAUGAUCGCUUUCAAGAAAGCCAUGGCCCUCGCCGGGGACACCGACAUGGACGGCGGCAAAGACAACGGCAAGGGAAACGGAAACGGAAACGGAAACGGAAACGGAAAUGGCAACUACACCAGCUGGGCGCGCGGCGGUGGUGGCGGAUGUGGGUGUUACAGCAACCCCGGCCUGGGCGCCUCGGCGGUGGGCGGGCUGGCUGAUUCUGCUCCAACCUCGAGGAGCGGGACCCCCGGGCCGAGGUCCCCUGUUGUCAGGAUCGCUCCUCCGCCACCCGGGAAGGGCCCGGGGCACGGGGAUUCUCCGGUAUGAUGGAGGCUUUUCCUUAACUUUUAACACUUGUGGCAUCUUUGGUUCUCGUCUCUUGGGUGUUUGGGACAUGGACAUGCACUAGGAUUCCCAGGGCUGGAUCUGUUUACUCAUGCCAUUUUCAUUUACUGGUUGGGACGAUACGAUACGAUACUUCUGGCAUAGACGGAUGGUAUGGUACGGUAAGGGUUGAGCGGAACCGGGAGAGGGGGGGGACGG